GGGCGGAGUCCUGUGGGGACUCGGGCGUGGCUUCUGGGUCUCCGGGCGGGGCUUGUUUUCGUGGGCGGGGCGGGGCCUGGCCUGCGGAACUGCCUUGUGCCUGGUUCACUAGUGUACCCCGACAUGCUGCGGGCGCGCGGGCCUGGGCCGGGCUCUCUGCUGCUCCGGGAGGCGCUGGCUCUCGGGCGGCGUGGGCGAACGUGGCAGCGGCCGCAAGGCCAGGACACCGGCGUGCAGGUGCACAACAGCCUCACCGGCAAGAAGGAGCCGCUGAUCGUGGCCCGCACGGACGCCGUCUCCUGGUACAGUUGUGGACCGACUGUGUACGACCAUGCACACCUUGGCCAUGCUUGCUCAUACGUUAGGUUUGACAUUAUCCGAAGGAUCCUGACCAAGGUGUUUGGGUGCAAUGUGAUCAUGGCGAUGAGCGUCACUGACGUGGAUGAUAAAAUAAUCAGGAGAGCUAACGAGAUGAAUGUGUCCCCUGCUUCUCUUGCCAGUCUCUUUGAAGAAGAAUUUAAACAAGACAUGGCAGCCCUGAAGGUUCUGCCGCCAACGGUGUACUUGAGAGUCACUGAGAACAUCCCACAGAUCAUCAGUUUCAUUGAAGGCAUCAUUGCUCACGGCCAUGCUUACUCGACAGCCUCAGGCAGCGUCUACUUCGAUCUGCGAGCGCGAGGGGACAAGUACGGCAAGCUCGUCAGCGUGGUUCCCAGCGCAGCCCCAGAGCCAGUUGACUCUGACAAGCGGCACGCCAGCGACUUUGCCCUGUGGAAGGCAGCCAAACCUCAGGAGGUGUUCUGGACCUCGCCAUGGGGAGAUGGCCGUCCCGGUUGGCAUAUCGAGUGUUCCGCCAUGGCCAGCGAGGUGUUUGGGAGCCAACUGGACAUCCACACAGGCGGCAUAGACUUGGCUUUCCCACACCACGAGAACGAAAUAGCACAGAGUGAGGUCUUCCACCAGUGUCAGCAGUGGGGAAACUACUUCCUACAUUCUGGGCAUUUGCAUGUGAAAGGCAACGAAGAAAAAAUGUCCAAAUCCUUAAAAAACUACAUCACCAUUAAGGACUUCCUGCAGACCUUCUCCCCUGACGUCUUCCGGCUUUUCUGCAUGCGCACCAGCUAUAGGUCAGCCAUUGAAUACAGUGACAGUACCCUGCUGGAAGCCAAGCACCUCCUGCUGGCGCUGACCUCUUUUGUAGAGGAUGCACGAGCCUACAUAAGAGGGCAGCUGACCUGUGGCCCUGUUGGCGAAGAUGUGCUGUGGGAGAGGCUGAGCAUCACCAAAAAGGCCGUGAAGGCUGCGCUAGCCAAUGACUUUGACACGCCGAGGGCAGUGAACGCCAUCCUGGACCUUGUGCACCAAGCCAACAGACAGCUUAGAGCAGUCUCGAAGGAAGCUGGUGGUCCAAGAAGUCCCACUGUGUUUGGUGCCAUCAUCUCCUACGUUGAGCAGUUUUUUGAGACCGUUGGGAUUUCUCUGGCAAAUCAACAGUGUGUUUCAGGAGACAGUGGCUCAGCAGCUCUGCACUGUGUGGUGGAUGAACUUGUGCGCUUCAGGCUGAAGGUCCGCCAGUACGCACUGGCCACGCCCGGGGUGACUGGGGAGGCCCGGAGACAGCAGCUCCAGGAGAGGCAGCCCUUGUUAGAGGCAUGCGAUGCCCUGCGCCAGGACCUCGCCACCCACGGCAUCAAUAUUAAGGACAGAGGCAACACAACCUCCACUUGGGAACUUCUGGACCCACGGACGACACACCAGAAACCUGGAAGUCGAGGAUGAGACAGCUGCAGUCCCACAUGCCGCCAUGCCAUGGCGCCUGCUCUUGUGAUGAAAACUUUAUAUUAAAGUUGCAAUUGUGGCUGUUUAGCCAACAGUAAA
Messenger RNA from Myodes glareolus (Bank vole), 1878 nucleotides. RefSeq names its product cysteinyl-tRNA synthetase 2, mitochondrial (gene Cars2). Gene Ontology annotation, biological process: cysteinyl-tRNA aminoacylation. Gene Ontology annotation, cellular component: cytoplasm. NCBI's taxonomy places the organism in Eukaryota, Metazoa, Chordata, Mammalia, Rodentia, Cricetidae. The record is from RefSeq and is a predicted model, not a curated record. Gene Ontology annotation, molecular function: ATP binding; cysteine-tRNA ligase activity.